This is a messenger RNA of Rhodamnia argentea, 1191 nucleotides long. Its product is annotated as WAT1-related protein At5g64700-like. NCBI's taxonomy places the organism in Eukaryota, Viridiplantae, Streptophyta, Magnoliopsida, Myrtales, Myrtaceae. Gene Ontology annotation, molecular function: transmembrane transporter activity. The record is from RefSeq and is a predicted model, not a curated record. Gene Ontology annotation, cellular component: plasma membrane. The transcript has 7 exons. Bases 1 to 1188 code for a protein of 395 amino acids.
AUGAUAGGGUUCGAGAAAUGUCACGACUACGAGUCAUCAAAAGUUCUGGUGAGUAUGUUGCUGGUGCAAGCAUUCGCGACCGGGUUGCAGCUGCUUUCCAAGAUCAUAUUGAACGACGGGACCUUCAUUUUCGCUCUCUUGGCUUAUCGUCAUGUGGUUGGUGCGGUUUGUGUCGCCCCGCUCGCUCUCUACUUCGAAAGAGGUAACGCGACGAAGCUGAGCUUGAAGGUGUGGUCUUGGCUCUUCAUUAACGCAUUAACCGGAGUAUUAUCAUUGCCAAUGGGACUAUACUACUACGGUCUCCGGGAUACAACCGCAACAUAUGCUGCCAACUUCUUGACCGUAAUCCCGAUCGCCACCUUCGUCUUUUCCAUCAUUCUAAGAGUAGAGUCAUUGGGCUUAAACACCAGAGCAGGUAAAGUGAAGACAAUAGGAGCGAUACUCUGUGUUGCGGGCGCGCUAACAACUAUCUUCUACCAAGGAAAAUCGUUCCACAUCAAUCAUCAACAAUCUCGCUCUCAUGCUAUCACCAAGAACAUUCCAUCUAAUUGGACGAGAGGCACGCUUAUGUUGCUCGGAAGCUGCCUAUCUUUUGGUGUCUGGUUCACAGUGCAGGUUAAGCUGAUUAAAGUCUUCCCGUUGAAGUAUUGGUCCACGAUGCUGACGUGCAUCAUCGCGUCCGGGCAAGCAACAACCGUGGGCUUGUGCAUCAAUCGUAGUAGGAAGUCGUGGAGUCUAGGAUGGAAUCUGCAGCUGAUCACCAUUGUCUACUCGGUAAGAUUCUUCAUACGGGGAGCAUUCGUAACAGCUACCGCUUUCUGCUUAAUCUCUUGGGUGAUUGCGAAGCGAGGCCCUACCUAUCCUGCGAUGUUCAACCCGUUGAUUCUGAUCUUCGUCACUGUGCUAGAAGCGCUCCUACUCAGAGAGGCAAUCCACCUUGGGACUUUAGUCGGAACUAUACUGAUCCUAGGAGGAAUAUACUCCUUCUUAAGUGGAAAAAGGAAGGAGUCGAUCAUGAAUAUACAACCUCCGGUCAAUAACGUCGCGCCUAUGGAUGUCGAGGCAAUGGUUACUGAAGCCACAGCAAUCCCGCCACCGAAAGCGAUGAUCGUCUUGCUGAGCGAUUCGCUAGAGCAAAUAGAUUUCACAAAGCAACAACGAAAUGUAGGUAAUAAGGAAUGGCCCUGAUGU